Molecule: messenger RNA, 544 nt
Organism: Dermacentor albipictus
Lineage: Eukaryota; Metazoa; Arthropoda; Arachnida; Ixodida; Ixodidae
Gene: PolE4
Product: DNA polymerase epsilon subunit 4
Biological process (GO): DNA-templated DNA replication
Cellular component (GO): nucleus; epsilon DNA polymerase complex
Molecular function (GO): protein heterodimerization activity
Source: RefSeq, a predicted model, not a curated record
AGAGACACAUAAGUUAACUCAUCUUUGAAAGCAAAAUCAUUAUAUUAUAGGGUAAAAUCAGAUAAAACCGAUAAAGCUGACUGUUCUUGCUGAUGGCUAGACUCGGAGCAUUGAAAUAAAGACGUGUCGCUAACCAUGGUGUGUAAUUGGCGCGCUAAAGAGAUGUCCGCUAGUAUGGAAACCGAGCAAAAUACCGAGCAAGACAGCGCUAAUAACGCGGAAAAAGGAGAGAAACUAUGCCGCUUCCCUUUGUCACGAGUCAAGAACAUCAUGAAGCUUGAUCCCGAUGUUGUGCUCGCUAGUCAAGAGGCUGUGUUCCUCGUCUCAAAAGCUACAGAAAUGUUUGUCGCCGCCUUGGCAAAAGAAGCUUACACAUAUACGAGACAAGCAAAAAAGAAAACUAUUCAGAAGAAGGACGUCGAUUCUUCCGUCGAAGCCGUUGAAGCAUUCGCCUUUUUGGAAGGGACUCUGGACUGAUAGACCGUCGCACUUCUGGCUGCAGAACAUUUUGUAAAUAAAUUACCAGUUUUUGACGCUACAAAAA